This is a messenger RNA of Anoplophora glabripennis (Asian longhorned beetle), 1674 nucleotides long. Its product is annotated as synaptic vesicle glycoprotein 2B-like. The record is from RefSeq and is a predicted model, not a curated record. The coding region runs from base 1 to 1587 and encodes 528 amino acids. Gene Ontology annotation, molecular function: transmembrane transporter activity. Gene Ontology annotation, biological process: transmembrane transport. The transcript has 11 exons. NCBI's taxonomy places the organism in Eukaryota, Metazoa, Arthropoda, Insecta, Coleoptera, Cerambycidae.
AUGCAGAGCAAAAUACAAAUUAUAUCGACGGAAUCCGAAGACGCCUCUUCCCACCAAACACAAGCCGAAAAUGAAGGUUCCACUUUCGAAAAUGCAGUCACGUUGACAGGAUUUGGAAAGUUCAACGUAAUUCUAAUUUUGGUGAUAAUACCAGGUAUUUGGGCUCCCAUAUUUGAAACAACUACAAUGUCAUACAGUUUUGCUGCUGCGCAUUGUGACUUGAAGCUGUCACUGGAAGAUAAGGGAUAUUUAAAUUCCAUUACAUACCUAGGUAUGGUAUUAAGUGCUCCGGUAUGGGGGUUUCUUUUUGACACGCUUGGAAGAAGAAAACUUCUAAUCGGAGGCUACUUGCUGGAUGCCUUGUUUGUCUUUAUAAGUGCAUUUACACAAAGCUUCAUUCCUCUAAUGAUAUGCAAAUUUUUUGGAGGUCUCAUAAUUAAUGGACCAUACGCUGCUAUGAUCACCUACGUUUCAGAAUUUCAUUGCUUUAAAUAUAGGCCUAGAAUACAACUUGUGAUUGGAACCAUGAAUUCUUUAGGAAGUGUAGCCCUCCCACUGCUUGCGUGGUGGAUUUUACCCCUGGCACUGGACUUAUCGUUUUUAAAUGGAUAUAUCAAGCUACACUCGUGGAACGUGUAUUUACUUAUUUGUGGUUUGCCUGCAUUUUACAGUGGAAUAGCAUUCUUAUUUCUUCCUGAAAGCCCAAAAUUUUUGAUGACCAUCGGAGAAAAUGAAAAGGCAUUAACAGUUUUUCAAAAGGUGUACAGUAUUAAUACUGGGAAGCCCGCUGACUCGUUCCCUAUAAAACAGCUUGUGGACGAAACUAAGAUUAACGAUGAUAAUAAACAUGGAGGUCAUGUAACAGCUAACAGGACCAAAGUUCAAGCAUUGAAAGAAGGGUGGCAGCAAAUUACCCCUCUAUUUUAUUCUCCAUUAGUAUCAAAACUAUUUUUGGUAUGUUUUAUACAACUAUGUGUAAUUCAAAGUCAUAACAUGAUACGGUUAUGGACACCACAAAUUUUUCAAGCCAUCGAUGAUUAUGAACAUUACUAUAACGGCUCUAGUGCUAGUUUGUGCACAAUGUUAGAGCUUCUAAAACCGACACCCGUAUCUGAAGAAUGUGUUGUUAACUUGAACAAUUCCAAGGUAUACAUUAACUCCAUUAUAGUAGCUGCUGUAACAAUGUUAGGAUUCGGCCUAACAGGAUUUGUUAUAAAUAUAUUAGGCAAAAAAAAAUUAAUGAUUAUAUUUGGUUUUCUCGCUGGCGUUAUUAGUUGUUUACUAUACCUUUCGCAGAAUACUUUUACAACUGUAGCGUUGUCUUCAAUAUUUACAACUCUCACAAGUAUUUAUUCCUAUGUUGUUCUAGCUGCCAUAGUGGACUUAUUUCCCACAACUUUAAGAACACUAACUGUUGCUCUAACCAUGAUGAUGGCUAGGGCAGGCGCCAUGUGUGGAAAUUUAUUGUUUCCGGUUCUACUUCGACUAGGUUGUGAACCUCCAUUCUUUUAUAUUGGUGUCACCAUAAUAGUUAGUGCAAUAUUUUGUUUCCUGAUGCCUAAUACAGACAACAAACCCUUGAAAUAAUAAAAAUAUACCUACGUGGUAUCCAUAGGAAAUACAUAUAUAUGUUAUAGUUUUUUUAGAAAAUAUAUUUAUAUAUUUUAUAUUUUA